CCUAUAUAUAUAUAGAUAUAAGGAAAAGGAAUGCAAGUACAAAGAGAGAACACAGCAAAUCCAGUUAGCAGAAUGGGACAUUAAUGACUGAUACAUCGCCAUUGUUUUUCAUUUAUCUAUUUCUCUUAUCUUUCGUUGCUAUUUCACCUAAAACCCUAGAAAUCACCGCAAAUCAACAUUCAGAUUUCUCUGUAUUGCUUCUGAAUUUUCAAUCUCAGAUCGAGUCAAUUCCGUAACCCACACCAGUUGAUGCGAUGGUGGUCUGCAAAUGUCGCAAGGCAACCAAGUUAUACUGUUUCGUGCACAAGGUCCCUGUUUGCGGAGAAUGUAUAUGUUUCCCGGAACACCAAAUAUGCGUGGUCCGUACUUACUCAGAAUGGGUAAUAGAUGGAGAGUAUGAUUGGCCUCCUAAAUGCUGCCUUUGUCAUGGUGUACUUGGAGAGGGGACUGAUUCUUCAACUACUAGAUUGGGUUGCUUGCAUACUAUACAUACAAAUUGCUUGGUUUCACAUGUUAAAAGUUUUCCUCCGCACACUGCGCCAGCUGGAUAUGUGUGUCCUGCCUGUUCCAUUUCGAUAUGGCCUCCAAAAACUGUCAAAGAUUCAGGAUCCCGUCUUCAUUCAAAGCUGAAGGAAGCAAUUAUGCAGACUGGUCUGGAGAAGAACUUGUUGGGAAAUCAUCCAACUGAAUCCCGUGGACCUCCUCCUGCUUUUGCCUCAAAUCCACUGAUUCAUACAUCUGUAGCCAAAGAUGCUGAAGGAUACUUGGCUACAGCUGGAAUAGGUUCUACUAAAUCUUCAGUCACAGAUAUUGUGGAGAUAGAUGGUCCCAGUUCUGCGAGUCCAUCCCUAUCCAAUCAUGAUUCCAAUUUCAUGAAAAGCACAAGCCCUUCUGGUCCUGGGGCUACUACACGAAAGAACGCAUUCCAAGUUGACAAGCAAAACUCUGAAAUUUCAUAUUUUGCGGAUGAUGAAGACGGGAAUCAGAAAAAAUAUACAAAAAGGGGUCCCUUCCGCCAUAAGUUUCUUAGGGCAUUGCUACCUUUCUUGUCGAGUACAUUGCCAAUUCUUCCAGUGACUGCACCACCACGAAAAGAUGCAUCACAUGCAGAAGAUGUCCCAGAAGGUCGCUCACGGCAUCAGAGAUCUUCAAGGAUGGAUCCAAGAAAAAUCCUUCUCAUCAUAGCAAUCAUGGCAUGCAUGGCUACAAUGGGUAUUCUGUAUUACAGACUUGCACAACGUGGUUUUGGUGAGGAGCCUGAUGAGGAGCAGCAGUGAUCAAUCUUGUACAGAUUGUGAUGGUGGCACCUGUUGUGGUACAUGUUUUCCGGACAUUCUGGUCCCUUCUUGCUUCUGCUCAGCAGCCACUCCCUUGUGUGAAACUGGGGCUGGUUUAUUGCCAGACAUACAAGUUGAGACUUUUGCUACAAAGAAUUUUCAUGUCUCUGAAAACAGAAAUGUUACAUAUGCUUUCUUGCUCGAUA
This is a messenger RNA of Cornus florida, 1483 nucleotides long. RefSeq lists its product as uncharacterized. Lineage: Eukaryota; Viridiplantae; Streptophyta; Magnoliopsida; Cornales; Cornaceae. Gene Ontology annotation, cellular component: Golgi apparatus. The transcript is spliced from 9 exons. Bases 255 to 1277 code for a protein of 340 amino acids. The record is from RefSeq and is a predicted model, not a curated record.